GCGCGGCGUCGCCAUCUUGCGGGGCCGCCCGGGAACCGGAGGGAGCGGAGGACCCGAGUGCGCAUCCCGCUGCCGCCGCCGCUGCUAUGGUGCUGUUGGCAGCUGCCGUGUGCACGAAGGCAGGGAAGGCCAUCGUGUCCCGGCAGUUUGUGGAGAUGACUCGCACCCGCAUUGAGGGGCUGCUGGCAGCAUUCCCAAAGUUGAUGAACACAGGGAAGCAGCACACAUUUGUGGAGACAGAGAGCGUGCGGUAUGUCUACCAGCCCAUGGAGAAGCUCUACAUGGUGCUGAUUACCACUAAGAACAGCAACAUCCUGGAAGACUUGGAAACACUCCGACUCUUCUCUAGAGUGAUCCCUGAAUAUUGUCGAGCUCUGGAAGAGAAUGAGAUCUCAGAACACUGCUUCGACCUAAUCUUUGCCUUUGAUGAAAUUGUCGCCCUGGGCUACCGUGAGAAUGUAAAUCUGGCACAAAUUCGGACCUUCACUGAGAUGGACUCACAUGAGGAGAAGGUGUUUCGGGCAGUCAGAGAGACGCAGGAACGCGAAGCAAAAGCCGAGAUGCGCCGUAAAGCAAAGGAGUUGCAGCAGGCCAGGAGGGAUGCAGAGAGACACGGCAAGAAGGCACCAGGGUUCGGGGGCUUCGGCAGCUCAGCCGUGUCUGGGGGCGUGACAACAAUGAUCACGGAGACCAUCAUUGAGACUGAGAAGCCCAAAGUGGCACCAGCUCCAGCCAGGCCUUCAGGUCCCAGUAAAGCCUUGAAACUUGGUGCUAAAGGGAAGGAAGUGGACAACUUUGUGGACAAGCUGAAAUCGGAAGGAGAAAAUAUCAUGACUUCUGUAGGCAAACGCUCCGUAGAAGCAGCAAAAGUUCUUGCUCCUCCCAUUAACAUGGAGAGCGUGCACAUGAAAAUAGAGGAGAAAAUCUCCUUGACUUGUGGCCGUGAUGGAGGGUUGCAGAACAUGGAGCUUCAUGGCAUGAUCACACUGCACAUCUCUGAUGAAAAGUUUGCACGGAUUCGCCUGCAUGUAGAAAAUGAAGACAAGAGGGGAGUGCAGCUACAGACUCACCCAAAUGUGGACAAGAAGCUCUUCACUACGGAGUCACAAAUUGGUUUGAAGAACCCAGAGAAGUCAUUCCCUAUUAACAGCGACGUCGGCGUGCUGAAGUGGAGGUUGCAGACCACAGAAGAGUCCUUCAUUCCAUUGACAAUUAACUGCUGGCCAUCAGAGAGUGGGAACAGCUGUGAUGUUAACAUUGAAUAUGAGUUGCAAGAGGAGAGCCUAGAGCUGAAUGAUGUGAUCAUCACCAUCCCCUUGCCGUCUGGUGUUGGCACCCCAGUGAUUGGGGAGAUUGAUGGUGAGUAUCGCCACGACAGCCGGAGAAACCUCCUGGAGUGGUGCCUGCCGGUGAUAGAUGCCAAAAACAAGAGCGGUAGCCUGGAGUUCAGCAUAGCAGGGCAGCCAAACGACUUCUUCCCAGUGCAGGUCUCCUUUGUCUCCAAAAAGAACUAUUGCAACAUACAGGUAUGGUCACUGCUGAUGCUCUAUAGGUGGGAUGUCACCUUUGCCUCAGUCCCCGGCUGGCUGACACUGGCUAUGCCACAGCAGCACCAUGGUCCCACUGGCCAUGGCUAAAAGGCUGUCAUUAACCUGCCACUGAGACAGCUGAACUCGGGAGUGCCAGCAGACAGCACUGGCAGCUGACAUUUCAUGGAGUUUGCCUGGAGUUUGUUGUGUCUUCAAGUCUGAUGGGAAAUGAAUGAUUACUCAGAGACUUUGUUGAAAAAUCCAUCAGCCUUGUAGUUAAAAUACUGCUUGGCAUACAACUGUCUGUCUCCACUGAAGUGUAGGCAAUGGGUACCACUUUGCUCUUCAGCGGAGACACAGUUACCACAGAAAAUCAGUCCCCUCUUUUCAGGUUUCCUGGGAACAAAGAUCUUUGUUUCAGAGCUGAGAUGUGAUUUAAAGGCAGCAGGUCGGUUGUGCUCUCAUGGCCAUCAAUGGCACUGGGAAGUAUGACAUUUCUGUAGUAAGGAGUGAUGAUCAAAGCUGAGCUAAUGUUGCCUGUUGUCUCCACAGGUUACCAAAGUGACCCAGGUAGAUGGGAACAGCCCUGUAAGGUUUUCCACUGAAACCACCUUUCUGGUGGACAAGUACGAAAUCCUGUAAUGCCAGACGUGGUGAUGCGCAAUGGAAGAAAUUUUUAAAUUAAAAAAAAAAAAACGAGGCCGACGUUUAUUCUGAAUGUUGGGAACGCCACAGCCCCCUCUGCUAAGACACGUGGCUCUGUCUGCCAUCUACAGUGUUCCUGGGUCACAGACAUUUUUUGCAGAGAAGUGAUGUGCUCAUGGGGGGGAAAGGCCACAAAUUUCUUUGGCAGAUUUUUACCGACUGGCAAGAGCAAGAUCUCCACAAAGAGCCUGACUUUGACAUGCCCCCCCACCCCGAGAUGCUCGGAGCUCAGCCCAGAGCCGACCAGACAUCAUUCUCUUCUCUCCUGAAGCAUCACAUGCUGUUCGUUGUUGGUGCUGCCAUUUUUAUUUCUCCUUGGGCCUCUGAUUCUCAUGUGUGGGGCCACCUGCUGGUCCUGACCCUUCCAUCUGGUGGAAGCUGAGCAAUUUGACCUCGGCCGCAGAGAUGGGGGGGUCAUGGCAGGGGCAUGGGGUGGGGAAGAGGGACCCAGGGAGGGGUUCAGUCCUUUUUCCCCAUGCAGUUACUGCUGUUCCUCCAGCUCUGCUGUGUGGCAAUGGCCCAGCUCCAGGUACUCUGGUUCCUGCUGCAGCAUGGGGAGUGUCCAAAGGGGACUUGUGUCCUCGCUGUCUUCCGCAGCUGUUCUCAGGCCAGGCUUUGGAGGAAGUUUAGUUAGGUUAGAAGUGGCUGUAUAUCCUUUGCAAGGCAGUUUUGGUGUCUGGGGAGGCUGAGGGCUUUGCCUGCCUGGGUGAAAAGAGUUGUAGAGCCUGGUUGACUUCCUUGGCCUGCGUGUCAGGACCUGUCUCAAACCAGCAUUGGUAAAGCACUGGCAGGUGUGGGAGAAGGAAAUGCUGGUUUCCAGGUAAUGUGGGGGCUGAUCUGAGCCAUUUCUCCUACUCCAGCCUCACUAGUGUUAUUUGCCUCAUCUCGGAGACCUGUGCUCCUCUCACAACUCAUCUCACCUGUAUGGCUGGGGCCUGUCAUAAGGGUCCCCUGCCCCUGGGCACGCCUCACCCAGAGAGCCCAAGUGCAGGUGGAAGGCAGCAGCCCUAAAAGUGAGUGUACUGUGCUCUGUGAGACACAGCCAGCCUAUCAUGGGCUCCUGGGGUCCUCUGCCAAAGAAGUUCCUGGUCUCUCCUCUGCUGGCAGCACCUGAGAAAAAAAUCAACCCUGGUCCUGUCCUGAGAGGGCAAAGCCCUCUCCCUUAGAAAAGUAGGAAAUGAGUCCCAUUAACCCAAUCCUGAUCCAGAGCUGCUUGUCUGUAUGAUUUUUUUAAAUGGAGUCAAAGUUAGUUCAAGCAUCCAAGGAGCUUUUUUUUCCUUACAUUUAUUGGAGGGUGAUAUUUAAACCGAGCCGAGGUCCCCACUUUUUGUAACCCUGUAUGAUCCUGGCCUAGGGAAUAGAGCACAUUCCAGUGUACACAGAUAAUUCUGAGUCUUUAAUCAAAUAAAGUACUGUUAAAGGA
Cinclus cinclus is the source of this 3657-nucleotide messenger RNA. It is a transcript of the gene ARCN1, whose product is annotated as archain 1. NCBI's taxonomy places the organism in Eukaryota, Metazoa, Chordata, Aves, Passeriformes, Cinclidae. Gene Ontology annotation, cellular component: cytosol; COPI vesicle coat. The transcript has 9 exons. Gene Ontology annotation, biological process: Golgi localization; retrograde vesicle-mediated transport, Golgi to endoplasmic reticulum; endoplasmic reticulum to Golgi vesicle-mediated transport. The coding region runs from base 87 to 1637 and encodes 516 amino acids. The record is from RefSeq and is a predicted model, not a curated record.